CCCUGAGAACCCACAGCUGCCUGGCCAUGAGCACCACGUUUCUGCAGACUUCUUCCUCCACCUUUGGGGGUGGCUCGACCCGGGGGGGCUCCCUCCUAGUUGGGGGAGGUGGCUUUGGUGGGGGCAGUCUCUGUGGGGGUGGUGGGAACCGCAGUAUUUCAGCUUCUUCUGCUAGAUUUGUGUCCUCAGGGUCUUCAGGGGGCUAUGGGGGUGGCAUGAGCUGCAGCUUCGGUGGAGGGGCUGGUAGUGGCUUUGGGGGUGGCUAUGGAGGUGGCUUUGGAGGUGGCCUUGGAGGCGGUUUUGGUGGUGGCGUGGGUGGUGGCUUUGGCGGUGGCGAUGGCGGCCUCUUCUCUGGCAACGAGAAAGUCACCAUGCAGAACCUCAACGACCGCCUGGCCUCCUACCUGGACAAGGUGCGCGCCCUGGAGGAGGCCAACACGGAGCUGGAGGUGAAGAUCCGUGACUGGUACCAGAAGCAGAGCCCGUCCAGUCCGGAGCGCGACUACAGCCACUACUACAAGACCAUCGAGGAGCUCCGGGACAAGAUCCUGGCGGCCACCAUUGACAACUCUCGGGUCAUCCUGGAGAUCGACAAUGCCAGGCUGGCUGCGGACGACUUCAGACUCAAGUAUGAGAACGAGCUGGCCCUGCGCCAGAGUGUGGAGGCCGACACCAACGGCCUGCGCCGGGUGCUGGACGAGCUGACCCUGGCCAGAGCCGACCUGGAGAUGCAGAUCGAGAGCCUGAACGAGGAGCUGGCCUACCUGAAGAAGAACCAUGAGGAGGACAUGAAGGAGUUCAGCAGCCAAGUGGCAGGCCAGGUCAACGUGGAGAUGGACGCAGCCCCCGGCGUGGACCUGACCCGCGUGCUGGCGGAGAUGAGGGAGCAGUACGAGGCCAUGGCGGAGAAGAACCGGCGGGAUGCUGAGCAAUGGUUCUUCAGCAAGACGGAGGAGCUGAACAAGGAGGUGGCCUCCAGCACAGAGAUGAUCCAGACCAGCAAGUCGGAGAUCACAGACCUGAGACGCACCAUGCAGGGUCUGGAGAUCGAGCUGCAGUCCCAACUCAGCAUGAAAGCCGGCCUGGAGAGCUCGCUGGCCGAGACGGAGUGCCGCUACGCCACGCAGCUGCAGCAGAUCCAGGGGCUCAUCAGCAGCAUCGAGGCCCAGCUGAGUGAGCUCCGCAGCGAGAUGGAGUGUCAGAACCAGGAGUACAAGAUGCUGCUGGACAUCAAGACCCGGCUGGAGCAGGAGAUCGCCACCUACCGCAGCCUGCUGGAGGGCCAGGACUCCAGGAUGGCUGGCAUUGGUGCCCGAGAAGCCUCCCUGGGAGGUGGUGGUGGCAAAAUCCGCAUCAACGUGGAGGAGUCGAUGGAUGGGAAGGUGGUUUCUUCCCGUAAGAGAGAGAUCUGAGUGCCCGGCGGGGGCGCCUCCCUCAGCCCCCUCGCCCGGCUGGCAGGGGACUGGCCAGAGGGCCGG
Talpa occidentalis (Iberian mole) is the source of this 1478-nucleotide messenger RNA. RefSeq names its product keratin, type I cytoskeletal 15. The record is from RefSeq and is a predicted model, not a curated record. Gene Ontology annotation, molecular function: structural molecule activity. Lineage: Eukaryota; Metazoa; Chordata; Mammalia; Eulipotyphla; Talpidae. The transcript is spliced from 8 exons. The coding region runs from base 27 to 1412 and encodes 461 amino acids.